AUGGAGAGCUUCAAAGCUCCAUUCAGGGGUAUUGCAAAAGAUGUUCGAGGAAGAGCAGCAUACUACAAGCAAGAUUGGAUUGGAGGCAUUCGUUCUGGUCUCGGGAUAUUGGCCCCAACUACGUACAUCUUCUUUGCUUCAGCUCUUCCUGUUAUAGCGUUUGGGGCGCAACUGAGUAGAGAUACAGAUGGAACAUUGAGCACAGUUGAAACCUUGGCUUCUACAGCUAUUUGUGGCAUAAUACACUCCAUUCUGGGUGGACAACCUCUCUUAAUUUUAGGAGUUGCAGAACCGACUGUUAUAAUGUACACGUUCUUGUAUGACUUUGCAAAAGGGAAGGAAGAUCUAGGGCCUGAACUGUUUCUUGCUUGGGUUGGAUGGGUUUGCGUCUGGACAUCCCUUUUUCUCAUUCUGUUGGCAAUAUUCAAUGCUUGUGAUAUCAUCAACAAGUUUACGAGGAUUGCAGGGGAACUUUUUGGCAUGUUGAUUAAUGUUCUGUUCAUUCAGCAGGCCAUCAAGGGAAUUGUGAGCGAGUUCAAGCUACAGAAAGAUGAAGAUACAAAUGGGGGGACAUAUCAACGUGAGUCAAUGUACACAAAUGGUGUGCUGGGAGUCAUAUUUACUUUCGGCGUUCUCUAUACUUCGUUGAAGACCAGGAAAGCAAGAUCAUGGUGGUAUGCAACAGGGUGGUUCAGAAGUUUCAUUGCAGAUUAUGGGGUUCCUCUAAUGGUAGUGUUGUGGACUGUGAUAUCAUUCAGUGUACCACACAAUAUCGUUCCCUCACAAGUUCCUAGAAGGCUACAUAGCCCUCUAGCUUGGAAUUCUGAAUCUUUACAGCAUUGGUCUGUACUUAAGGAUAUGGGGAAGGUUUCUCCUGGAUACAUCUUUGCAGCUAUCGUACCUGCUAUAAUGGUAGCAGGCCUCUAUUUUUUUGACCAUAGUGUUGCUUCACAGAUGGCACAGCAAAAGGAGUUUAAUCUCAAGAAACCUUCUGCAUACCAUUAUGAUAUUUUGCUGCUGGGAUUUUUGACACUUCUUUGUGGAUUGAUUGGACUUCCUCCUUGUAAUGGAGUCUUGCCGCAGGCACCCAUGCACACCAAGAGCCUUGCGGUUCUUAAUAAGCAGUUGAUUCGAAAGAAAAUGGUGAAGAGUGCAAAAGAAAGCAUAAAACAGAAUGCUAGCAAUUCUGAAAUAUAUGGAAAUAUGCAAGCUGUGUUCAUAGAGAUGGACAAUUGGACUGCAGAUACAUCAGUAGUUAAAGAGCUUGAAGACUUGAAGAAGGCAGUUAUGAAAACUGAACAUGAGGGGGAGAAUGCAAAAGAUGCAUUUGAUCCUGAGAAGCACAUAGACGCUUUCCUGCCUGUCCGAGUUAAUGAGCAAAGAGUAAGCAACCUGUUGCAGUCACUUCUUGUUGCAGCAUCAGUUUUUGCUAUGCCAGCCAUCAAGAAGAUACCAACAUCAGUUCUGUGGGGAUAUUUUGCUUACAUGGCCAUCGACAGUCUUCCAGGGAAUCAAUUCUGGGAAAGAUUUCUAUUUCUCUUCAUUGCACCUAGCCGACGUUACAAGGUCUUGGAGGAGAGUCAUGCUUCCUUUAUGGAGUCAGUGCCAUUCAGAUUCAUUGCCAUCUUUACACUCUUUCAGCUUGUAUACUUCCUGUUCUGCUUUGGUGUGACAUGGAUCCCCGUAGCCGGCAUCUUAUUCCCCUUGCCGUUCUUCCUUCUCAUAAUAAUAAGACAGCAUUUCCUCCCCAAAUUCUUUCAUCCAUACCACUUGCAGGAGUUGGAUUCGGCUGAAUGGGAGGAAGUCACCGGCCCCCCCAAACGUUCUCUCAGUCUUGCUUCAAGGGAACUCGAAACCACAUGCGAAGAAGGUGGAGAGGAGCUGUGUGAUGCUGAAAUAUUAGAUGAGUUAACAACCAGCAGAGGAGAGCUGAAAGUAAGAGCUAGCUUCAGCGAAGACAAACGUGGUCUGGUUCACCCUCAAAAUUUUGGCCAAACAGAUUGAAUAAGGAGCUGGAUUCGACAUUCAUAUAGGUGACAGAAAGUAUAGAUAGGGAUAGGAAUGAGAAUUUUAAGUAUUCAAAUGAUGAAAAAAGAAGUAAGCUGAUGUAACACUCCAAGUUAGUAUUGGUAGUAACGGUUGAGAUUCUGAUGUUGUUAUCUCAACCAAUUCAAUACAUGAGUCGA
Molecule: messenger RNA, 2186 nt
Organism: Argentina anserina (silverweed cinquefoil)
Lineage: Eukaryota; Viridiplantae; Streptophyta; Magnoliopsida; Rosales; Rosaceae
Product: boron transporter 4-like
Exons: 13
Coding region: 1-2004 (667 amino acids)
Biological process (GO): transmembrane transport; monoatomic ion homeostasis; monoatomic anion transport
Cellular component (GO): plasma membrane
Molecular function (GO): solute:inorganic anion antiporter activity
Source: RefSeq, a predicted model, not a curated record